GGAGUGAGUGGAGCACAAAAAAAGAGAGCUUUGUAAACCUGACAAAGUUUUGAGAUUACAAGAAGGUUUCACGAAGGAGAAGGACGUGCAUGGAGAGAUUUCUAAUCUACCGGAUCUGCUUUCACUUUGGAGUUUUCGUAUUCUUUUACACAUUUCGUUUUCUGGAGUUUGGCAUUGCUGAAGAAUAAGAUCAUACUACUACUACUACUACUACUACUACUACCACUACUACUACUAAUAAUAAUAGAAGCAUUUGGUGGAAAAACAAAGUUUUCACUGACUUUUCUGUCGUCAUUGCACAGCAUUUCACGUGGGAUCUAUAACACAGGAGCGGGUUUUUAAAGGGUCAUGUUUUGCACGAUUGUAGCCCUCUGACUUUUCUUCUGCCUUAGUGAUUUUGAGAGCUUAAAAGUGGAGUUAGUGACGUGCUGGUAUUACGCGAGGAGACGUCCCCAAGGGAGCUCGCAUUCCUCGCUUUGAUUCAUCCCAUGCACACGCCUGCUGCAGGACACAGCCAGAUUGGUUUCUCUGCGACUUUUUAAACUCGAAGCCAGAGGUGAAAAGAAAAGCAGGACUUGGUGGAUCAAGCAGCUUUCGGUUCAUGGUACUGCAGAGGUUCUCUGAUGGGAUUAGAGGCAAGAUGGGGUUCUAUGGAAGGAUCAGGAAUUUCCAAUAACAGGAUGUUCACUUGGGGUUGCCUCCUAUGUCUGGCCGUGGUCUCCAUGGCAACGCUUUCGUUAGCACGGCCUCCAUAUGAUUUGUCAGAAGACACGACUGCAGAACCUGAUGAACCUCCCACCAAAUACCAAAUCUCUGAGCCCACAGUAAGCUCCUUCCACCCGGGCGACCUGCUGCAGCUGAGAUGCCCUUUGCAGGAGGCUGAGAACAUCACUUGGACUAAGGAUGGGAUCCUAUUGGGGUCCAACAAUAGGACAGUUAUUACUAAGGAGUGCUUGGAAAUUAAAGACGCUACGCCUAAGGACUCUGGCUUCUAUGCUUGCAGGCCUGUUAGUCCAGUAGGCAGUGGUACUCAUUACAUCAUUGUGAAUGUAACAGAUGCUAUCUCCUCUGGUGAUGAUGAAGAUGACACGGAUAGGUCUGAGGACGCUCCCAGUGACAACCCCAAUAUGAAUGCCCCGUACUGGACCAAUCUGGAGAAAAUGGAGAAGAAGCUCCAUGCGGUCCCGGCCGCCAACACUGUGAAAUUCCGCUGCUCAGCAGGAGGGAACCCCAAACCUGCCCUGCGCUGGCUGAAGAAUGGCAGAGACUUCAAGCAGGAGCAUCGUAUUGGGGGCUUUAAGGUCCGACCUCAGCACUGGAGUCUCAUAAUGGAGAGUGUGGUUCCUUCGGAUAAAGGGAAUUACACCUGCAUAGUACAGAACAAAUACGGAUCCAUCAACCACACCUACCAUCUCGAUGUGGUCGAGCGAUCCCCCCAUCGGCCCAUCCUGCAGGCGGGCCUCCCUGCCAAUGUGAGCGUGUACGUGGGUGAGGAGGCGCGCUUCACCUGCAAGGUGUACAGCGACGCCCAGCCGCAUAUACAGUGGCUCAAGCACAUCGAGAAGAACGGCAGCCGCGUCGAUGCCGACGGAAAGGCGUACUUCCAGGUCUUAAAGACUGCCGGUGUUAACACCACGGAUAAAGACAUUGAGGUUCUGUGUUUACCGAAUGUAACUUUUGAGGAUGCUGGGGAGUAUACAUGCUUGGCGGGUAAUUCUAUUGGGAUCUCCUAUCACUCUGCAUGGCUCUCGGUUCUACCAGUUCCUAUGGAAGAGUUUAAGAAGGACCUGACCUCCCCUGACUAUGUGGAGAUUGCCAUCUAUUGCAUUGGGGUGUUUCUGAUCGCCUGCAUGGUGGUGAUUGUGGUGGUGUGCCGGAUGAGGACCACGGCCAAGAAACCAGACUUCAGCAGCCAGCCCACGGUGCACAAGCUCACCAAGCAGAUCCCUCUGCGCAGACAGGUAACAGUGUCUGCAGACUCCAGCUCCUCCAUGAAUUCCAACACUCCCCUGGUUCGCAUCACAACGCGUCUCUCGUCUGCCGUGGACACUCCCAUGCUGGCGGGGGUUCCAGAGUAUGAGCUCCCUGAAGACCCCCGCUGGGAGUUUGCAAGAGACAAGCUGACUUUGGGCAAGCCGCUGGGGGAAGGCUGCUUCGGGCAGGUGGUCAUGGCGGAGGCUCUGGGAAUCGACAAAGACAAGCCCAAGGAGGCAGCGACAGUGGCUGUGAAGAUGCUGAAAGCUAAGAGCUUUGUUUUUGUUCCUUUCGAUUCAGAUGACGCUACAGAGAAAGACCUGUCUGACCUGGUGUCCGAGAUGGAGAUGAUGAAAAUGAUCGGAAAGCACAAAAACAUCAUCAAUCUUUUAGGAGCCUGCACCCAGGAUGGCCCCCUGUUUGUAAUAGUUGAGUACGCGUCAAAGGGGAACCUCCGUGAGUACCUGCGUGCCCGCCGCCCCCCUGGGAUGGAGUACUCCUAUGAUAUCACCCGUGCGUCAGACGAGCAGCUCUCAUUCAAGGACCUGGUGUCCUGCACUUACCAGGUAGCACGAGGCAUGGAGUACCUGGCGUCUCAAAAGUGUAUUCAUCGUGAUCUUGCUGCCAGGAAUGUAUUAGUCACAGAAAACAAUGUGAUGAAAAUAGCAGACUUUGGCUUGGCUAGAGAUGUCCACAAUAUUGAUUAUUAUAAAAAGACAACAAAUGGGCGGCUUCCAGUGAAAUGGAUGGCUCCAGAAGCACUCUUCGACAGAGUUUACACCCACCAAAGCGAUGUGUGGUCCUUUGGUGUAUUGAUGUGGGAGAUCUUCACGUUGGGAGGCUCCCCAUACCCUGGCAUUCCUGUAGAAGAGCUUUUCAAGCUUCUUAAAGAGGGACACAGAAUGGACAAGCCUGGCAACUGCACCAAUGAACUGUACAUGAUGAUGAGAGACUGUUGGCAUGCCAUUUCUUCACAUAGACCAACAUUUAAACAACUGGUUGAAGACCUGGACCGAAUUCUGUCCUUAACUACAAAUGAAGAGUAUUUGGAUCUGUGCGCCCAGGCAGAGCAGUAUUCCCCCAGCUUCCCUGACACACGAAGCUCCUGCUCCUCCGGCGAUGACUCUGUGUUCUCCCAUGAGCUCCUGCCGGACGAGCCCUGUCUUCCCAGGUACCAGCACACCAACGGCAGUGUUAAAACAUGAAGCAGCUGAGCCGCCACCUCACGGGAGAGGCUUCCAGCAGAGACUGCAUCUCCAGGGACCAAGGCUUCCGUCUGGCUAGCGGACAGACUUUUAUAUGCACAAGAAUAACAGAUUUUUCAAAAGCUCUUAAACUUUUGUAUUAAGGAGGACUACUGCCAGGAUUUAUGGACACAGAAUUGUUAACGAGUCUUGCAGCAAGCAAUAACCUCUUCAUUCCACAUUCAAAUGGACCACAAUGGACUUGAGGCAAAGGAGAAAAGCCUUCCUUGUUUAUUUUGUAAUAUUGGUAAUAAUAUAAGCCCACACAUAACUAUGGAGCAACGAAAUGCAGUAUAUAAAGUGUUGGGUAUAUUUGUAAAUAUAUUCAAAUAUGUAUAAAUCUAUAUUAUAUAUUUACAUUGAAUUAUUUUUUGUAUGGAUUUAAGAAAGAGCCCCCCCCCCCCCAAAUGCACCUAGAAUGAAUUACUCUGUUGGCAAAUUGCCAUUACUUGUGUGGCUAAUGUAAUAUCAUGUGUUUCACCUGUGAGAGAGGGUGGGAUACUUGCUUUCAGGGAACAUGGUAGCAUGUUAAUUUAUUGACCUGUGUAGAAAAAAGAAAAGAAAAAAAAACUAAAACAAAAAAAUAACCCGUUCUGUAUAUUGUAAUUUAAAAUGCUGUUUCAAUGCAGGUAACAGAAUUAAAUGUAUAGUGGGUAUUUUGAAAGAUUGUGGGUUCAUAUGUAUUUUAAACAAAUGUGAAUAUUAAGUUAAAAUUGAAAUACUGUAUAUUUUAUAUAUAGUCUGCUAAUUAUUUGCAUAGAAAAUACAGUACUUUGUCAGCUCCUACCCCAAACCUGUUGUAUUUUGGCUUCAAGUGAAGAUUGGUUUUUAAUAUAUAACAAAACCAUUAUUCAAAUCUUUAUAAAUACCCACUACUACCACUUGACAUUGUUACUUCCUCUAGUCUAAGAGUAGGAUUACUCAAGUUGUCUUAAGAAGAAAAGAAAACAAAGUAUUAAAAUCAGUUCAUGUUUUCUACUGGACCAAUUAAGGAAAUGUUUCUGCAAGUGUUUCCAACACUUCGGCAAAUUAAAGACAAAUAAGCUGAUUCACUGGUUUCUUUUUCAGUGUCAUUUUUUUAUGUAUAAAAGUUAUUGCUCAAAAGAGCCAAAUUUUUCAACAUUUCGGUAUGUUUAUACCUUUCUCAAGGGAAAGUGUGUGUGAAAACAAACACUGCAGGUAUUUAUAGGCUUUUGAUACCAUGGUAACUGAACUCGUUUAUUUAUGUUUAAAUGUAUUAAUGUGCUUGGGAUAUAAUUUUCUACAUAGUUAAUGAUGUAACAAUUUACUAUUCCUUUAUAUUUAAAACUUCAGGCAUCGUGGUAUUGAGUUUAUAUCAAUUUAUGUCCCUUUAUUCUUCUAUUGUACAGUUAUCUAAUUUUAUUUCUUCUAAAACUACACAUUUUCAGUUCUUAAUGCUAUGUUUAUUUUCUGUGUGUGUAAUUUUAUAUAUAUAUAUAUAUAUAUAUAUAUAUAUAUAUAUAUAAAUUACACACACACUGCUUUGUGUUGUGUAUGAUUAUCUAUUGCUGUUUCUGCUUUAGAUAAUAAUUUCUGGUGCUUGUACUUUUUCUAACAACAAUGACUUUGGUAAAGACUCCUCAAAGCUGAUUGUGAGAAAGCAUAUCUGUUUUUUACAGAGCGCAGGGCUUCAUUAUGGAUUUCAGUACAUAGCACAAUGGUAAUAUGCUUCCCCCGUCGCAUCCAAAAAACAGGAGGGAUUUAGGAGGAAACAACAUUAAACAAUCGUGCAGCACACUUUUGGAUUUGAAAUAGGUAAUAAAUAAAAUUAUAAGGAGCGUUUUAAUGAUCCCUUUAAGUCCCCAUCAGUGUAAUGAGGAGGCAGCGUGGUCCAGUGGUUAAAGUCCAGGGCUUGUAACCAGAAGAUCACUGGUUCAAAUCCCACCCUGCCACUGGUGGUCACCGGUUCAAAUCCCACCUUUGCCACUGACUGACUUGCUGUGUGACCCUGAGCAAGUCACUUAACCUCCUUGUGCUCCAUCCUGCAGAUGAGAUGUUAAAUCAAUGUCCUAUUGUAAGUGACUCUGCAUAUAAUGCACAGUUCACAGCCUACCUCUGUAAAGCGCUUUGUGAUGGUGGUCCACUAUGAAAGGCGCUAUAUAAAAAUAAAGAUAUUAUUAUAUUAUCAGAA
Molecule: messenger RNA, 5370 nt
Organism: Acipenser ruthenus (sterlet)
Lineage: Eukaryota; Metazoa; Chordata; Actinopteri; Acipenseriformes; Acipenseridae
Gene: fgfr2
Product: fibroblast growth factor receptor 2
Exons: 18
Coding region: 624-3179 (851 amino acids)
Biological process (GO): fibroblast growth factor receptor signaling pathway; positive regulation of kinase activity; protein phosphorylation
Cellular component (GO): signaling receptor complex; membrane
Molecular function (GO): ATP binding; fibroblast growth factor receptor activity; fibroblast growth factor binding
Source: RefSeq, a predicted model, not a curated record